Ylistrum balloti is the source of this 3047-nucleotide messenger RNA. Its product is annotated as DNA damage-regulated autophagy modulator protein 2-like. Bases 1059 to 1922 code for a protein of 287 amino acids. NCBI's taxonomy places the organism in Eukaryota, Metazoa, Mollusca, Bivalvia, Pectinida, Pectinidae. The transcript has 9 exons. The record is from RefSeq and is a predicted model, not a curated record.
UGUAUUGUACACGUCGUGCCGCUCUUCCCCUAAGUUGUCCUGUGAUGAAGCAACCAGCUACUACAGCGGGACCUACUGUCAUAAUGACAAUAUCUGUUUUCGGAUAUUUUAGAGAAGACUGUUUUGUUUUAUACAAUUCGAACUCAUGAAUUCACUGGCCACUCGUGAUAUUUUAUAACGUCAUGUAGCGUUAGAUAUUCCGAUCGUUGAUAAAAAGCAGAUAAUCCGUUUGACUAAGGAGCCUUGUCAAAACUCCCGUUUGUUUGUACGAUAUUUCACUCGAUGGUGCCCAUUUAUCGACGGUGAAGAUGAUGGACCGUACUGUUUUAUAGGACUCUGGUGAAAAGGAACAUCGGGGAGAUUUCCAGAUGGGAUUCCGAAUGAUAUUCAAUUACAGAUGGCACCGCUGUGCCCUGUGGUGGAUAAUAUAGGAGAGGUAUCGAUGGCAAUAAUUGACCCCUCGCUACACCUAAACUGCACAGCUGGAAAAAUUCUCGGAAGCUCUGCUCAAGCAAUUUUCUGUGGAAAUGACUUUUUCCAUGGCCAUUUUGUAAAAUUACUUGAUAUCCGUGUAUUUGAUGGUGGAUAUAGAUGAAAGGUGAUGCUCCCUGCUGAAAGCCUUUUCGUGUGAUGUACGGAGCAUGUACUUAGGAAGGUUUGUUGCUGUAGAGACGGGAGAUAAAGAUGACGAUGCUUUAGGAAACAGGCCGACAACGAUAAAUUGUGUGUGUGUGUAUACACGAUGUACAUGUUAUUCAUACAAAAGCGUACUUAGGCCCCGACAUAAUUGUCCAGUUUGUGUAUUGCAACACCACACUUGUGAUUUCCUGUAUUGUGUAUUGAUAGAAUGACGCAAAAAACGAUUAAUUUCUAAUUGUGUACUUGGAAAACCAACCUAUAUAUGUAUCCUGGAAACUCUGAUAUUUCACAACAAACUGUGGUCUUCCGCGGUACGGAUGUCUCGUUCUCAACAUAUGCAGGUAACUGUACAGAUCAUUACAACAACCGAUUUAUAAUAGCUCAAACACCUGACACCAUAGACAUACCCGCUCACAGCCAUGCUACUCGUUGCUGCAAAGUGUCUAGGAGGGCGUAUGUGGAUACUGCCUAUUCUCACCUUUAUCUGGAUUUUUGGGUCAUGUGUUGUGACGUACGCGAUUGCCGUGGCCAAUAACCACACGUUUCCGGAUUUCCCAUAUAUCAGCUAUACUGGAGUAAAGCCUCCCGAGCGAGGAAUCUUCACAAUCACCAUUGCUACAGGGGCAGUAUUUCUUGCCGCUAAUGCCGAGAUGCAGUAUCUUUUUAUCAAGAAGCUCUUAAUGCAAUACCGCCCCGUAGAAUCCUUUAAUCUAAAAAGAUGGUUGAACACCAACCGAGCAGGACUAAUUCUUGGAAUGGUUUCCGGUUUGGGCUUACUUUUUGUGGCCUGUUUUCAGGUAGACACGAUGAAGCCGCCUCAUUACGCAGGCGCAUUCCUGUGCUUUGGGGCUGGCAUGGUGUACGCCUGGGUCCAAGUCGUCAUCACGUGGAAGAUACGUCAGUUCGACGUCAUACAGCAGCAAGGCAGGCAGCGGUUCUUGGCAGCACAGAUCAGCCAAAUAGUGACCAGUGUGUUAUCUACAAUUCUUUUCGUUACGUUUGCUGUCUCCAAGACUAAGUACAACAAGGCCCGAGAUGCAGGACUCGGAACCAAAUGGGACACACUACGCCCUGUGUUCCUGGUCUCUACAAUAUCAGAAUGGCUACUGACAUUAUCAGUAACAUUGUUCCUGCUCACAUUCAUACCAGGCUUCCGCAUGUUCUCAAACACGCGCAUCGAAAUCGACUUCAAUCCUGUUAAUGACGGUGCACGUGUAGAGAAUAGAAACGGAGAACAUAUCGUUUUGGUGGACAAGGUGGAAGCCCCCCAAAAUGGGACGUGAUUCAUUCAGACUUAAUCUUGGGUUUUAGAUUUAUUUGAUAAAUAUUUGAUAUGUUGCUCUUUUGGCAGUUUGAUCUUAUGUCGGUGAUAAUUUACAUGUGUAUAACUGGUUAUGGAUUGUGAUGCCUUACUUGUCAAUAUAAACCCAGAGUUUUCUCUGAUUCCUACACCAGACCCUGUCUGUCAUUGUCUAUCAAAAUGAUAGCCAUCUGGUAGGAGACAGAGAAAAGUCGGGCUACCAUAAACACUGCCUUGAUUAGUCAUGUAUAUCUGUUGUGGUCUAUGUUUUGAUAAAAUCGGUUUCAUCAGGCAGGGAUACUGUAUUGUAAUAACCUGCAACAUUGCACCAAAUGUCACGAACAAGGGGAGAUAAAUGCAGUUAUCCGUUAUUUUUUAAUGUUUCAUUGCUGUAAAAUUAUUUGAAAAUGUCUUAAUCUACUUGAAGAUACAAGAUUUUCUCAGAAACCCAGCUAUCUACCUCUUGAAUCGUCUCAUGUUUUAUCACAAACAGUAUGACUGAGAAACGGUUGGAUUGUACGUUGAAUUACACAAUAGGAUUAGCUUUAACCGAGUUAAGGGAAUCCGGUAGUUCCAUUUGUAUAACUAUAAAUACAUGUAUGGUGUUGUUUUAUAUUUUUAUUAGUUCCGGUGGUCAGUGUGCUAUCAAAUGUUUUAUAUUUUUAUAUGAAUUAUGACCACGUGUAAGAAUAAACGAUUUCUGUGUUAUUACAUAAUGAUCAUCAUUUAAUAAGGACAUGUAUCUGUGUGAACUCUAAAUUGAGGGGAAUCUUUAGCCAUUUGCAAUUUAUUAGUGGUCUUACAGUACAGACCACAACAAUCACGUGGAGGGUUAAGAAAACAACUGAAUUCACAUUUCUUUCGUCUGUUAUUGUAUUACAUACAGCAGCAGUUCUUUUUUAAAUUACGAAAAUAUAUUUUAAGAAUCUCUUAAAUCAUACAGAAUACUUGUAUAUAUGUCUGUAUAUGUCUUAAUGUUUCAUUCGACAAACACAUAAAUACUAUUCAUCUCUGUCGUUGUCCGCCUCCUUCAAUGCCUUAUAAACAUUUGAUUAAAGUACCCAUUUUGUAGUAAUCGUGAGAGAGAUAGGGAUGGAGAGAGAGAGAG